Molecule: messenger RNA, 1110 nt
Organism: Aphidius gifuensis
Lineage: Eukaryota; Metazoa; Arthropoda; Insecta; Hymenoptera; Braconidae
Product: NFU1 iron-sulfur cluster scaffold homolog, mitochondrial-like
Exons: 4
Coding region: 34-858 (274 amino acids)
Biological process (GO): iron-sulfur cluster assembly
Cellular component (GO): mitochondrion
Molecular function (GO): iron ion binding; iron-sulfur cluster binding
Source: RefSeq, a predicted model, not a curated record
AAAUAUUAGAUUUAUUAUUAAAAUAAAUAAUUUAUGAUGGACAAGUUAUUAAAAAAAGCAUUGUCAACUCGUCAAAUAUUGUCAUAUCGAUCAGCUUUUGGAUGUCAAUGUUUCAAAUUGACAAAUAACAACAUUACCAGAAAGCUUCAUUAUGAUUAUAAAAAUCCUGAUAAAAUUCUUUGUCUUCAGCAUCAAAAAUUAAACAUGUCAUUAAUUCAAAAAAGACACAUGUUCAUUCAGACCCAAGAUACACCAAAUCCAAAUUGUCUUAAAUUUAUACCAGGAGUUUCUGUUCUUGAGCCAGGACAAACAAAAGAUUUUCCUAGUCCAUCUGAUGGUUUCUGUUCACCUUUGGCUAAAAUGUUAUUUAGAAUUGAAGGUGUUAAAUCAGUUUUUUAUGGUCCAGAAUUUAUAACAGUCACAAGAACAGAUGAAGAUGUUGAUUGGAGUAUAUUAAAACCAGAAAUAUUUGCAACAAUUAUGGAUUUUUUUGCAUCUGGAUUACCCGUUAUGUCUGAGGCACAGCCUUCAUCUGAUACGCAAAUCAAUGAUGAUGAUGAUGAGACUGUACAAAUGAUCAAAGAACUACUUGACACAAGAAUAAGACCAACUGUUCAAGAAGAUGGCGGUGAUAUUGUCUUUAUUAGUUUUGAAGAUGGAAUUGUCAAAUUAAAAAUGCAGGGAUCUUGCACAAGCUGUCCAAGUUCAGUUGUGACUCUUAAAAAUGGAGUACAAAAUAUGAUGCAGUUUUAUAUACCAGAGGUACUUGGUGUUGAACAAGUUGAAGAUGAUGCUCAAAAAAUGGCACAAAAAGAAUUCGACAAAUUGGAAGAAAAAAUUAACAAUAAAAAACCAUAGUUUUCUUUUUUAAUUGAAUAUAAAAGUCAUCAAGUUAUCUUGUAAAUUAUUGUUUGAAUUAAUUGUGUAAUGUUUGAUAAAUAAAAAAUCAAUACUUUCUUAAAAUACACAGUUAUUAAUUUUAAUUAUAUGAACGAAAAAUUGAUGAAUAAAUUUUACUUAGUAUCAUUGAUUAAAAUGAAAAUCUUAUAAAUUAAUGUAUAAAAUAUGGAAUUAAUAAAAAAAAAAAAAAAAAAUGUAUAAAUAAAUAAA